AUGUCUUUGUCUUAUUGUCUGUGCGCUCUAUUUGAAUCUACAAUUAUGUUGGAUACAACACCUUCACUCUAUCUGCAAUCUCGUCCAGGGCUUCACCUUCUACAAAAUCUGUUCUUCGAGCUGGCCAAAUGGCAGAAGUGCGGAUACUGUACCCAAGCAGAAGUUGUACUGCAACUGGACUUGCCUCCACAUAUGAUUGACGCCUUGGUGUCCCUCGCAAUGAACCUUACUGACCACCUUCUCUGCAAUACCCUCAUGCAACAGUUCUUGACCAUAGGGUACUUCAGAAUCCCUGCGAAAGAGCUUGCCUUUAAAGGCUGUGUACUUCUUGGCCUGUCAACAAACCUUGCGCUUGAUAUCAGAAGUGGAGUCAGAGGGAUAUUGGCCAUUGCGGAUACUUCAGAAGGGAGAUUUAAGAUAUUUGGUGUAGAGAAUACUAGUGAAGUAAUAAUCACGAUCAGAGAAUUUGGGUACAAUAUUCGCAUGUUUCUUGUUUAA
Molecule: messenger RNA, 498 nt
Organism: Phycomyces blakesleeanus NRRL 1555(-)
Lineage: Eukaryota; Fungi; Mucoromycota; Mucoromycetes; Mucorales; Phycomycetaceae
Exons: 3
Coding region: 1-498 (165 amino acids)
Source: RefSeq, a predicted model, not a curated record